AUACCACUAAGUUAAUUGCUCCCAUCUGUAAACCCCAGAGAGUUAUAAUACAGCCAUGACACUUUUAGGGUCUUCUUUUCAUCUGGGCUCAACAAACACACCGAAAUAUGUGGAAUUAUUUCCUGAGGAAAGGGUGCGUAACAGAGCAGUGAGAUGUUUGCUGGUUUGAUGCGUUGACGUGAAUUUCAGAUGCAUCGCCCUAAUGGAAUUAAUCUGGCUGGAGAGAAAUUGCAUUUCAGCGCGAAGCCAAGGCAGGGAUGAUGAGAAUGCACGAAGACAGAUCGCCAAGGCAGCCGACUGCCAUCCAAUGACUAUCCUGCCCUCUCAACCGCAGUGCACAUUUGCCGUCCGUUUUACAUGAGAAAACAUGUUUCUUUUUUAUCACAAUACCAAUACGUAUAGCCAAAAUCAGCAUCUCGAAUCGAGGUGAUGAAGGCUCGCACAUUUUAAUCGCUUUUCUUCAAGGAAUGAAAACGCUCCAAGAUGGUCCGCAUCUCAAACGCCCUGGGUUUGGUCAUAUUGAUGGUCGCUCUUCUCAUUUUAUCCUUAAUAAGUUAUGUGUCCAUUAGAAAGGACAGCAUCUUAUCUUCCACAAAAUAUGACAACAUGGGAGGACCACCACGGAUAAUGUUCCACGCAGGAUUUCGGUCACAGUUUGCCCUGAAUUUCCUGGACCCAUCCUUCAUCCCAUUAACCCAUGCUCUGAAUGAGGAGCUGCAUGGGAAACCAUCCAAAUGGAAAUUUAAUAGGACCGCUUUUUAUCAGCAAAGGAAAGAGAUCUUCCAUUACAUUGAUGUGGCCAACAACUUCUCCCUCACCAAGAACGGUGUACGCGUCGGCCAGCUGAUGCACUUCGACUUCUCCAGUCACAAGUAUGUCUUCUCCAUAAACAACAACCUGAAGUCACUGCUUCCUGAUGCUUCGCCCAUCCAGAACAAGCACUACAACGUGUGUGCCGUGGUGGGUAACAGUGGGAUCCUGACAGGCAGUCACUGUGGGCCAGAGAUCGACAGCGCCGACUUUAUCUUCCGCUGCAACUUCGCCCCUACCGACUCUUACUACAAGGAUGUGGGCCGGAAGACCAACCUCACCACUUUUAACCCCAGCAUCCUGGAGAGUUACUACAACAAUCUGCUGACCAUCCAGGACCGCAACAACUUCUUUCUCAACCUGAAGAAGCUGGAGGGGGCCAUUUUGUGGAUCCCUGCGUUUUUCCUCCACACCUCGGCCACCGUCACACGGACCCUGGUGGACUUCUUUGUUGAGCACAAGGGGCAGCUGAAGAUCAAGCUGGCCUGGCCGGGAAACAUCAUGCAGGAUGUCAACAAAUAUUGGAAGACCAAGAACCUGUCUCUCAAGCGACUGAGCACUGGUAUCCUCAUGUACACUCUGGCCUCGGCCAUGUGUGAGGAGAUCCAUCUGUAUGGCUUCUGGCCCUUCGGCUGGGAUCCCAACACAGGCAAGGAGCUGCCCUACCACUACUAUGACAAGAAAGGAACCAAGUUCACCACCAAGUGGCAGGAGACCCACCAGCUGCCCAGUGAGUUUAAGUUGCUCUACAAGAUGCAUGGAGAAGGUGUGACCAAGCUGAGCCUUUCACACUGUUCUUAGACAUUCCAUCCUGGGUGACCGGGCUUAAGAGAUUAAUUUGGUGACGCUCCAAUACAGCAGCUGACCUUGCGCUCACGUAAUAUAUUUUGUGACUCAAAGCAGACAAUGCAUGAUUUAGAAAUAAUACUUUUAUAUUACGCUUUCACUCUAGAAACACACUAUCAUAUCACCACUGCAUCUUGCCUCAGCUUUGUCCAAUGUAUGUAAUUCACACUAACACUUUGGGUUGCGAGGAACAUGGCGGAAUAUUCCAGAUGUGGAUUACUUGUUGAUGAACAUGGCGGAAUAUUCCAGAUGUGGAUUACUUGUUGAUGAUGACAUCACAAUGUAUGUUAUGCUGAAUAUAUCACACUAUAAUAGUACUCAUCAUACAAUAUUUCACAUCACUUUAUUUGCAUUGCUACCAUAAUUGUGUGGAUAAAUAGAUCAAUAAAACACACAUAACUUAUUUCAACAAGAAAACACAAGGGAAUACAUUUAAUGCAAAAUAAUCACUAUUACCAAACAGGGUUUUUCAUAGUGUAGGGGUCGGGUGGGGGGCAUACUGUAAUUGUUAUUAGGUUGUAGCCUUAUUUCAAAGGGAUUUGAUUGUUCUUCUGCAUAGUCUCAGGGAUGGAGUUGAAAUCAGUGUUUUUUUUCUAAUCAGAUUCAAAUGCCUCCACUGAGGUGCAAACAGACACACUGUCUAUUUUCCAGCCCUUUUGAGCAUACAGUGAAACGCCACAGGUGCCAGUAGACAGACAAUGGGCCCAGCCAGCACACUGCACUGUUAUCAGAUUUGUUUACAAGGCCUCUUUAUGUAUGUAAAUUGCUGCCCUAUAUAGAUAAAGAUACUGCAGUGAUAGCCCUAGUCCCACUAUUUUAUUGGGAUUCUGGUGAUAUCUCUGGUAAUAUUUCAGUUUGAGGAUGAAUAAUCUGCAUUCCAACACCAAGCCAUAGACUGAAUUUAAUUACAGUAAACUUUAAAGUACAUGUAUAUUGUUGUUAUCAACAUCAUUAAGAUUAAGAAUUAAAGAUGCACUAUGCAGAGAUGGCUCCGUCAUUUCCUGGUUCAAAAAAUUUGAAUAGUUUGCCUAAUUUCAGUUUAUGUGAUAACAAGCAAGUAUAGUGUAGAUAAUCAUCGUACCAUCCAAACCUCUGUGAAAUAUAUUUUCCAUAACCAAACAUGUUGGAUUUUUAACUGUUUGAAGCUGGUGUACAAAAACUAAAGUAAUAGAUGCAAAAACAAAACUUAAGAACGGGAAGCAUAGAAAUAACGCACCUAGAACAGAUCUACAGCUUCUUAGACUUGCUUUUCAAUGUGAAUUUGGUCGGGCCCCCAAAAAGUUACAUAUUGCAGCUUUUAUUUUUAAAGUGUCUGUGUUCUGUUUUAGUUUCAAAUGACUUCAAAUCUUAUAUUUUCAAAAUACGAUAGAACAUCAUAGUGAUAAAAGUGAAAGGGAUUUCACCAAUCACUCUUCACAUUGUGGGAAUCAGUGGGAUGCAUACAGUAAUAUAUAUAUUUUAUGUAUUGAACCACCUCAAAUGAACACUACUUCCUAUCUUUAGUCAAUAACACAUCACUAUUGUUAUGACCCAUGUAGCAACACAGGGAAAUGUUUUGCAUUCUACCACAUAGACAUUACUUUGACUUUUUAACCAGAUAUUAAUGUUUUGAUUAAUAAUUAUAGCAUCUUGUACAAAGAGCAUGAUACACUAUUGAAUGGCAUUGCAUGCAAGAGACUAACAAAUGUUCAAGGCUAGUUUUAUACAACUUUUUUGAAGGAGAUUAUGUUUCGAGGGGAUAAGGGUGUUUUUUGUUAUUAUUUGUAUUUGUGAUGAUAUUUUAAUUGAAAUAUCACCAGAAAUUAUAUGAAAGUUGUUUUAAAGCAUAAAUUCCUAUCAAACCACUGGGACCAAAAUGAUUAGUUUUACCUUUCUGACAAUGAAAGAACUAAUGUAACUUUAUUUUUUAUAUCUCUAGAUUAUCUUUACUCUUCUCAGCAAAAUGUUAUAUGAAAAAUAUCAAGUCAAGCUUCACUAUGUUAGAGGAUUGGGUAUGGAUUGGACAUUUUCUGUACUUAACCAUUGAUGUCAGUACAACGACUUUGCUCAAAUGGUACCACAUGAUAGCCACAUGACUCACAGCACAUGCACUCAUUGGGAAGGUGGUGACCCUGCUUAUGAGUUCAGAUUUUCUAUGCUCAUGAACCAGAUCAUUGGUUCUUUUCAAGUUCUUCAGUCUUAAAUGGAUGAUGUAUGCCCACAGAAGUAUUUUAGAACAUACCAAUUUGUUUUCCCAUCGUAGGACUGUCUGUCAUCAUUAUAAUAAUACAAAUAUAUGAUACAAAUGUGCCAUUAGUUUGUUAGGUAGUACUUUACUCUUAGUCCAUACCCUGAAUAUGUAGAUUAGAUUUGAAAUGUAAUUAGAUUUUUCCCUCUUAGAAUGUUUAUUUCAUAUAAGUAAAUAUACCAACGAAUGCCCAUUAAAACUAGACAUGUUAAUUUAUCUGAAUGUAACGUGAUUUGAAAUGUUGGCUUAAGAAUGGCAAUGAUGUACAACAAUAUCUUUCAUUCGAUGGAGGUUAUUUAUUUGAUGAUGUGUCGACAAAUGAUUUCCUGACAUAGAAAACACUUGGAUAGUUGUGUGGUAUAUUUGUCUUUUCAGUCUCAUCUAAUAGGUUAUGUUGGUGAUUUAUACUGUUUGUGCCUCCAUGAAUGUCUUCCGUUGACUGCUUCUAUGUACUGAUCAUCACCAAAGAAGACUAUAGUACUGCUCACAUGAAGGAAGGGAAUUUAUUCUCCCACACAUUUCCUUAGAGAAAAAUGUCCAAUGUGUGUGUUAGUGUGUGCCAACACUUUUGUUUUCAAAAGGAAUGGUACCAACAGAACCCAGUGGCAUAGCGCAGUUUUGCGGUCCCCCCACAAGGUCUAAGUUUUAUAGCUAAUUUCAUGCUAUUUUACAAUUUUUUCCAUGAGGCUGCGUGAAAAUGUUGCUGUUUUAGAGCUCAGGGAUUCUUGAAAGAUGGGACAAUCUCAACUUUUUCCCUACAAUUAUUUGUCUUAAUAUUAAUAACAUUUGAAAUAUAUAUUUUGAUAGACCAAAGUAGCAGCUAGCGUACCAUAUAAAGGAAAAAUCGUUUUUUUAAAAACAUUUUCAUAAAAUAUAAAUAGCUGGAUUUAACUCCAUCUGACACCAUAAAAGGCAUUUAAUUUGUACAAUUGGCCAACAAGUGUUUAACCCUACAGUUUUUUUUGUUGUUGCAUGGGCUGUGUCUCAAUCCACCGCAUCGGAAAUGUCGCCUUCUCACAUCCUCUGUGAAAGGUGGCAGAACUAGAGCUGUGUUUGUCAGUCCAUGAGAUAUCCCGAUAAUUGAUAUUCUCAGAAAAACCUCUGUAGCGUCCGAAAGGAUUGGCUAUUAUUAUGACCCCUCUAUGGAAAGAUGAGUCAUAAACACAAUGGUGUUCUCUGUUUUGCUCUAACCCCGACAAGCAUCACGGGACUCCUCUGAAGUUGGUACAGCCGAUCUGCCAACUUCUGUCUGUAGCGUCCAAACAGUUUGGGCUACACACUAAUUUGACCCCUCUAUGGAAAGGUGAAUCUCUCACAAACACAUACAUGUUGGUUGGUUUGCUCUAGGACACCCACAAGCCUCACAAGACUAGUCUGAAAGUAGCAAAAAUGUUUAUGGAAGAACUGUAUAUAUGGAGUUUAGUGGUUAAAAUAAGGGGUUAAAUAAAAAUAGUUUCCUGAUCUUUCUUAUAUCUAUCUCUCAGAUAUAGGAGAGACACUUCAGAACAAUCUUCCUUGUAAGUUCUUUGGACUGUUUAUCCAUGUUUCAUCAUAUAUAUAUAUAUAUAUAUAUACACACACACUACCGGUCAAAAGUUUUAGAACACCUACUCAUUCAAGGGUUUUUCUUUAUUUUUACUGUUUUCUACAUUGUAGAAUAAUAGUGAAGACAUCAAAACUAUGAAAUAACACAUAUGGAAUCAUGUAGUAACCAUAAAAGUGUUAAAUAAAUAAAAAUGUGUUAUUUUUGAGAUUCUUCCAAUAGCCACCAUUUGCCUUGAUGACAGUUUUGCACACUCGUGCCUUAAGGGGUCCUAAAAUUCCAAAUCAAAUAGUUAAAUGAUUCUUGGUAUGACCAUCUUGAAAUAAGGGGUCUUUAUGGUAUAGCUGACCCUGCUCAUUUCUAAUUAAUUCUGGAUUUUAGAUAAAUCUGACAAAGUUGACCAAAUCUCCAGACACAAGUUUUGAGAUAAAUAUUAAAGUCACAGAGGGCUAUUGAAUGAAACAUGAUACGUUUUCAAUUAAUAUAAUUAUUUUUUAAGCACUUUUUGGGAGAGUUUGAAAUUGGGAUCCUUUGCUCCAGGACAAGGGCAUUUCCAGGCAUAGAGCCGACAUGGAAACAAAUAUUGAAAGUAUUUGGAAAAUUACUCCACAAAAAGGUUUUCCUUAUACAAUUUCACAAAAAAAUGUACAUUUUAGAUCAAAGAAUGCAACAAAAUCACUUAUUUUUCAACUAUAAAAAAACUUUUCCUGCUGGACAAGGAUUGCCCCGACUUUCAAGAAUCCAUGACCUAAUUUCCUGCUAUUCUACACAUUCUGCCAUGAGGCUGAGAGAAAAUUUAGCAGUAAUAAUUUCCUGUAAUAAAAAUAUUAUUAAUGGCUUAUGAUGUUUUCAGUACCAUCUGCGUGGCCCGACCGACCUCCGGGGGUUUGGGGCUCCCCAAAGCUCAGGGGUGUGUGCUGCGUUUUUUUGUUGCUAUGCCAGUGAUAGAACCCCUGAAUUCCUAUAGGAUUGCAAAUCACCCAAAGUUGUGCUUGUAUGUAUUUCUUUGAUAAGGAUAAAGCAACCAGACAUUUUCCUGUCAAAAAGCAAUCAUUGGUAAAACAGACAUUAACUUUAUUUAAAAUGACUGCAUUUACUCUGAAGACUUUGUAUUAAAACAUAUUCAAAUCAUUUUUGUCUGGGUUGACAGUAUUUAUGGGCUAUAAACAUGUUCUAUACUUUAUUCAAUGUGCAUGACAAUGUUGUUCCACUAAUAAUCAAGCUGAACACCAAAUGUGCUCCUUGUCAUAUAGAACUCAUGGAUCCUGUAAUGCACUUUGCUAUCUCGGUUUGUGAAACAGAAUAAUACAUUUUCUCAUUUGCAUUUAAGGAAAUAACCAUGAUUGUUAAUGAGUUGUUGCAUAAUCUGUUAGGAUUAUAUAUUGUCAAUGAUAAAUGUAUGUGCCUGUAUUUUCCUUCCAUCAAUGCUUCAAUCUGUCAAAUAAAAUAAAAAAAUAAAAAAUCUGAUAUACAA
This is a messenger RNA of Salvelinus fontinalis (brook trout), 6900 nucleotides long. RefSeq names its product sia-alpha-2,3-Gal-beta-1,4-GlcNAc-R:alpha 2,8-sialyltransferase-like. Gene Ontology annotation, biological process: N-glycan processing; oligosaccharide metabolic process. NCBI's taxonomy places the organism in Eukaryota, Metazoa, Chordata, Actinopteri, Salmoniformes, Salmonidae. The record is from RefSeq and is a predicted model, not a curated record. The transcript has 4 exons. Gene Ontology annotation, molecular function: alpha-N-acetylneuraminate alpha-2,8-sialyltransferase activity. Bases 484 to 1611 code for a protein of 375 amino acids.